AUGGACCUGAACUCACCCUCAGAGGUCAAGCAGAUUGUACCAUUCGAGGGGCUGAACAACAGCCUGACUGUUCAUGCUGAAGAGAAGGGGCAAGAGCUUUCUGAUCGGGGAAACUGGAAGGGCAAGUUCGACUUUCUGCUGUCCUGCAUCGGAUACGCCACUUACCUGGGACAUAUCUGGAGGUUACCCUAUCUGUGUGGGAAGAGUGGUAAUGUGCUUAUUGGGGUGCUGCUGGAAACUGCCUUGGGACAGUACACCUCAGUAAGAGGCUUAGGGGUAUGGAAACCUAUACCAAUGAUGAAAGGUGUGGGUCGGGCUGCUGCGAUUUUGUCCUUCUGGUUCAACAUUUAUUACAUCAUCAUCAUUGCCUGGGCACUCUGUUACCUGUUUAGCUCCUUCAGACCAAAGCUGCCACAGCAAAGCUGCAACAAACCUAGGAAUACUGAUAGAUAUUUUUACAUAUAUAGCCUGACAGACACCACUAACCUGAACAGCGUUGUCAUGGAGUUCUGGGAGAGGAACAUGCACCAGUUGACCGGCGGUCUGGAGGAGGCUGUUGGCUGACUCUUGCCCUGGAUCCUGUUCUACCUCACUAUCUGGAAAGGUGUGGAGUGGAGUGGAAAGGUGGUGUAUUUCUCUGCCACUUAUCCAUAUUUCAUGCUCUUCAUCCUGCUCUUCGCUCUCCCCGGGGCUAGGGAUGGCAUCCUCUGCUAUACCACUCCUGACUUCAACAAGCUUUUCAAAAUCUAAGGUAGAGUGUGGCUGGACGCUGCUACUCAGAUCUUCUUCUCUUAUGGUCUGGGUUUGGGUUCUGUCUGUGCUCUGGGGAGCUUCAAUGCCUUCAAUAACAAUGUCAACAGGGAUGCCAUCACGGUGUGCUGCAUAAACUCAGUAUUCACCACUAUGUUUGCUGGCAUUGUCAUUUUCUCCAUUGUAGGAUUCAUGUCCCACACCACCACCAAAAAAAAAAUAAAAAAAUCUAUUCAGGAACUAGCUGCCUCGGGUCCGGGACUGGUAUGUCUGGUGUACCCUCAGGCGGCCACUCAGAUUCCCCUGUCCUUCCUCUGGGCCAUUUUAUUCUUCCCCAUGAUUUUGAUGCUAGGACUGGAUAGCCAGUUCUGUGCUGUGAAAGGUUUGGUCACAGCUCUGAUAGAUGAGCACCCCACCCUCCUAAGGAAGAGAAAGAAGGAAUUCAUCCUUGUCAUCUGCAUUAUAGCCUUCAUCAUUCUCUUGUCCCAUUUCACACAGAGGUUCUAUAACAAUGUUGAUGAGAUGAUCGGCUAUCGAGCCCGUUGCUGGUGGAAGCCCUGCUGCCUUUAUUUCACCCUACUAAUCUGCCUGGGAGUCUUCACUUUCAAAGCUAUCGAUGUGACCCCACUGACCCCGGGCAGCUAUGUGUACCCAGAGUGGGGGCAGGGUGUCGGCUGGAUUAUGCUGCUCUCCUCCAUGGUGCUCAUUCCUGGGUACUUCGUCUACGGGUUCUUCAGCACUAAGGGCAACAUUCGCCAACACUGGCAUAUAAUGACCACGCCCUCCGAGGUGAUCCAGCCUGGAAGGAACAAAGACAAAGAUUCUGUCUGA
Molecule: messenger RNA, 1581 nt
Organism: Electrophorus electricus (electric eel)
Lineage: Eukaryota; Metazoa; Chordata; Actinopteri; Gymnotiformes; Gymnotidae
Source: RefSeq, a predicted model, not a curated record